AUGGUUGCUAGGCAAGGUCCUAUAGCUAUGGCUGCUCAUCAGAUAUGUUUGCAAGUUUGGUUGGCUGUUUCUCUGAUUACAGAUGUAUUGGCAGCAUCUGGUAAGGUGUUGAUUGCUACUUCGGUUUCAGAAGGGGAUUAUAGAUCCGUGAAGGAUAUCACAUACUUCAUGUUGACUGAGGAUUUUGAUGAGUUUGAGGAUGUUGAUAUGUUAUACAACACCUUAUCACUAGACAAACUAGAAGCUCUAGAAGAUCUUGUUAUCAUGCAGCCCUUGGUCAUGUGUUUGUAUUCACUGGUCAUGUGUUUGGGUGAAGGUUUGGAUGGUGGUCUGAAUGGUGCAUGCACCAAAGCCUGCACAUGGAUUUUGGAUCAUGGCAGUGUCACCACCAUCCCAUCAUGGGGAAAAACAUGGCAUUCUAUAAUUGGUGUGUGCGGGUGGGAAGGAACCAACCCAAUGGCCCCGAAGUUUUGGCACCUUCCAUCUUUACUUCCUAUGUAUCUAGGUUAAUCUACUCGUAUUCUUUUCUCAAACUGUGUUUGAUCUAAGGGAGAUCAACUUAUCAUAAGUAAGUUAUUUUUUUCACCCUUUUAUUUAAUAUUUUUGUGAUUGAAUGAAUGUCUUAAUGAAAGUAAUUGACAACCCUUUUUCUGUAAAUGAUGUUGUGAUUGUGGGAGAGGUGUUGUAUUUUUCUCUGUUGCUAGGUAACCUUCUCAACAACAGCAUUCUACUUAAGCAGGUGAGUAAUCAAGAUUAAGGGAGACUUGUAAUCAUGUUUGGCAUUCCUUUCCAGUAAGAAACAGAGUUGUAUGAUUAUUUGUUAGUUUUAUAGGAAUGUAUAACCCAUGUUAGCAAUGUAUUAUUUUUGUUUA
Molecule: messenger RNA, 872 nt
Organism: Lactuca saligna
Lineage: Eukaryota; Viridiplantae; Streptophyta; Magnoliopsida; Asterales; Asteraceae
Source: the annotation of a GenBank genome assembly